UCGCUUAAUUCUAUUUCAUUAUUUAGUCAACAAGAUGUUUAACGUAUAUCUUGUCAUAUUAGUUUUAACACUUUCGCAAAUUUCAGUCUCCCAAUCAUCAAUCAUCGAUGAAGCCAAAACCAAACUAAACAACCUCUACUCCCUCGUCCUCGGUAACAUCCAAUCAGCUGAAGAUGAUUUCAGUCAGUACUACACCGACAUCGCCGUCUACGGCCACAAUAUUGACAAUUUAGGAAAAAUGGACAUCGAAACUAUGCACCAAACUGUCGAUUUUGAAAUCGAUCAAUUGGAGGAAAUCGGUCACAGCGCCCAUGUUGACAUUUCAUCUUGUAUUAAAGGCCAACGCGAAGUAAUAAGCCAAUUCCGUGAUUUAUUCGAAAACCGUUUGGGUGGCUGUGUAAAUGACAAAACUGAAGAAGCUGCCGGUGUUUUGAAAGGCUCCAAAUACACCGUCGAUGUGACUAUGAAUUCGGUCCAUCGUCUCGACCACGAAUUGGGUGUUUGUGGGGACAGUAUUUUGUGCAUUUCGCCCGUGCUUAACAAAAUUAAUCUAGCAACGAUUUCUUUGCCUCAACAAAUUAAAUCUGAAGUGAACAAAGCCGGAGAUCUUCUCCAAGAUCUGAAAGUGAUGGUUGCAGAAUGUCGAGACAACAAUGUUGCUGAGUUUACAAGUUAUGUUACCUCAUUAGUUGCAAUCAUUGAAAAUUGUGUCAAUAAAAUUGUUCCCAAGAAAUAAAUGUAUUGUUACAAA
Molecule: messenger RNA, 751 nt
Organism: Tribolium madens (black flour beetle)
Lineage: Eukaryota; Metazoa; Arthropoda; Insecta; Coleoptera; Tenebrionidae
Exons: 2
Coding region: 35-736 (233 amino acids)
Source: RefSeq, a predicted model, not a curated record